This is a messenger RNA of Fusarium falciforme, 786 nucleotides long. RefSeq lists its product as hypothetical. Lineage: Eukaryota; Fungi; Ascomycota; Sordariomycetes; Hypocreales; Nectriaceae. The transcript has 3 exons. The coding region runs from base 1 to 786 and encodes 261 amino acids. The record is from RefSeq and is a predicted model, not a curated record.
AUGAAGAAUCUUUACACUGUACUGGUCCUUGCGGGACAUCUCUUGGAGGCUUCCGCUGAGACACUUCCGAGCCUCUCUUGCGCGGCGGGCUCGGAAGUUACCGCGCACCCAGAGUGCGACUCAUUUCUGAGCUCCAACGAUGCAUGUGCUACAGUCAUGGACCGCCCCGGCAAAGAAGACUGCCUCUGCCACCAAGAGUGCGAGAAUGAGCUCCGCCUCUGUUAUCGUCGCGAAGACUUGGGCGUCAACUUCGACAGAGCUCGUGAAUUAUGGAACAGUCUUUGCGGCUCAGUCAUCACCUUUGAUCCAACCACCGCACCGCCAAGCUCCUAUGAGCCCUAUCCAGACCAGCUCUGCCAAAACAUCAAGACCAGAUGUGCCGAGGCCAGGAAGCUCCUUCGCGAGUGCACUGAUUACACUUCAGACAAGGACACAUCGAGACUCAGCUCAUGCACCUGCCGGCCAACGCUUCUGCGCGAGGCCUACUCGUGCGCGUAUGUAGCCAACACCACCUGUUUGGGGUUGGAGGCGACGUUGUCUAAUGUCCAUGGGUACCAAUGCGAUAAUUUCGAGUCUGUGAUUGGAACAGGUCUGCCGGAUUACAGUCCGGCUACCGAAACGGCGUUCCCCACGCUAGAUAUAACAACUGCAAUGACUGGUUCAAGUUCAGAGCCGACAGCCACGGCGACGACCACGUCGGACAAUGCUUCAGUGAAGGAGGACCCCAGGUUUGGCACUGUGCUAAUGUUUGCUCUCUGCAGCUUGUUUUUAAUCUCUGUGUUUUAG